AUGGAGAGUGACAAAGAGGGACUCAGUCUGAAGAGGGAAGUGGGGCUUGUAGGGGCUGUGUCAUUCAUCGCAGGUACCAUUAUAGGAUCUGGGAUUUUCAUUUCCCCCCAGUUUGUGCUGUAUGCCAUCGGCAGCCCCGGGGCCAGCUUUGUCGUCUGGGCUCUCUGUGGGUUGUUAUCCAUGCUGGCGGGACUCUGCUAUGCUGAACUUGGCACAGUGAUGCCAGAGUCUGGAGGAGAGUUCAUCUACAUUCUGCGGACAGUCGGCAAAGUGGUGGCCUUCGUGUACGCCUUCAGCUACAUCAUCGUCGUGAGGCCUGUCAGCACUACAGGAAUGGCUCUGAGUUUUGCUGAAUAUGCUGUGGCCCCCUUUUACGCCUGCACCCCUCCACAGCUGGUGGUGAAGUUGGUGGCUGCAGGAGUCAUCAUGGUGCUGGCUGUCGUUAACUGUCUGAGCGUCCGCUUGUCCACCGCCAUCCAGGUGGUUUCCACGGCGGUCAAAAUGCUGGCACUGGCAGUGAUCGUACUGGGAGGUGUUGUGAUGCUUUUCCAAGGACACACUGAGAACUUUGAUAACUCCUUUCAGGGAACAAAUGUUGGUGUCAGCUCAAUUGGCAUUGCUUUUUAUCAGGGCUUGUGGUCCUAUGAUGGCUGGAACACUUUGAAUUAUUUAACUGAGGAGGUGAAACAUCCCAAAGUGAAUCUUCCCAGGGCGAUUGUCAUAGCCAUUUCUCUGGUGACUUUCUUAUAUCUGCUGGUGAAUGUGAGCUACCUGACAGUGAUGACACCUAUGGAGCUCAUGUCCUCCAACGCAGUAGCAGUAACCUGGGGGAAUAAGGUGUUAGGGAGCUGGGGCUGGAUCAUGUCCGUGGCUGCAGCACUGUCUGCUUUCGGUUCGCUGAACGGGACUUUCUUCAGUGGUGGACGCAUGUGCUACGUUGCUGCCAGGGAAGGCCACUUGCCACAUAUUCUGGCCAUGGCUCACGUCCGCAGACUGACUCCAUCUCCAGCCCUGAUCUUCACCACUGCGGUCUCUCUGGUGGUGCUGAUCCCUGGAGACUUCCAGAGUAUUGUCAACUUCUUCAGUUUCACUGCCUGGUUUUUCUAUGCCCUCACCAUGUCUGGACUCCUCUACCUCAAGAUCAAGAAGCCGGAGCUCCCCAGGCCAUACAAGGUCCCCAUUAUACUCCCCAUACUGGUCCUGAUUGCGGCAAUAUUCCUUGUGCUGGCACCCAUCAUAGACGAUCCUCAGAUUGAAUACCUCUAUGUGACUUUAUUUAUCCUCAGCGGCGCUAUACUCUACAUACCCUUCAUCCAUUACAAGCUCUUCCCAGGACUGUUGACCAAGUUAACAGUUUUCCUGCAGCUGUUUCUAGAGGUCGCCCCAACGGAGAAAAACGUGUGA
This is a messenger RNA of Chelmon rostratus (copperband butterflyfish), 1404 nucleotides long. RefSeq names its product b(0,+)-type amino acid transporter 1-like. Gene Ontology annotation, molecular function: L-amino acid transmembrane transporter activity. The coding region runs from base 1 to 1404 and encodes 467 amino acids. Gene Ontology annotation, cellular component: membrane. The transcript is spliced from 6 exons. Gene Ontology annotation, biological process: amino acid transmembrane transport. NCBI's taxonomy places the organism in Eukaryota, Metazoa, Chordata, Actinopteri, Chaetodontiformes, Chaetodontidae. The record is from RefSeq and is a predicted model, not a curated record.